GUGCUUUCAAACUAAUCUAGAACAGCAAGUGUGAUGUAUUGUGUAUGCGGCCCAUAACUGAACCUAGACCCGGGAAUCAUCACAAAGCACUGCAGCAAUAUGGGCAUUCUUUUCAGACAUCUUACCAUUGUUCAGCUCUUCCUAUGGGGUUUCAAAGAUGUUGCCUUUGUGGACCUUCUCACCAUUAGUGGAGGAUCUGUGGUAUAUGAAGAGCUUCACGGUGAACUCAGUCUCAACUGUUCAUCCGACUGCAGCGUUCCCACAUGGGAGCUGCAAGACGACAUUCUGGCUGAACUUCAGGCUGGUCAUCGUAGCAGUCGUUUGACAAUCCAAGAUGUCACCACAGACGAUGGAGGGAAGUAUACCUGUAAAGAGCAGUGUGGUGCUAGCACCAAAACGACAUCGGUCAAAGUCAUAGUCUACUCUUUAGGUAAGAUGGUCCUCCACAGUACUCCACAGACUCCUCGGUCAGGCCAGCCUUUUACGGUGACCUGUGAGCUAAGGGAUUUUUAUCCAGAAACUGUUCAGCUUCUUCUAUCUCACAAUGGUAUUGAGGUCAAGAAGCUUGACACUGAUGGCACAGUAAUGGAAGUAACAUCUUCAAAUCAACAGAAGACAACAAACACCAUUUACAGAUGUGAAGCACUAAUGGAACUGGAAGGCAAGACCAUACGCAACUCUACUGAUUUGCUAGUACAACCUGAAGAGCCUAAAACAACAUUAGCCACAUCUACACAACAAAAUAUACUUUCAACCUCGCCUUUUAGGCCUUUGACACCAGAGGAUGAUCUGCAGAAUCUAGAAACAAAAAUAAGAGAGACUACAACUGAUUUUCUCCAUGCGCCUACUGAAUCAAGCACCGCAGAGGGUCAACACAAAAAUCACGUUGCAGCAGGGACUACCGCAGCUCUCGUCAGAACAGAACAAAAUGUACUUUCAACACCGCCUUUUGCGACUCGGGAUGAUUUACUCUAUCCAGUAACAACAGUGACAGAGGCGCUGGUCACUGUAUCAGAGAGUGAAGAGGUCCAAACAGCAAGCGCCUCUGGAGACGUUCCACCAAGCGUGGGCCUGUAUGCGCUGUCCACCCUGGGUGCCGUGGCCUCCAUCGCGUCCAUGGGCACUGCUCUGUUCCUGGUCCUGUACAGGAAAAGGAAGAGGCGCCAGGAAAAGACGGAGGGCGAAGAGGAGAUGGAGAAAGAGAAGGAGACCCAACAACUCCCAGAGAUGAGCCCCUAGUGAGGAGGUGGCCCCAGGAGAACAUGGGUCUCUCUGUGGCCUCACAUUAGCCAGCCGGCAGGCACAGCCUUGACAUCGGCACCAUCUGUCUUUUGCUUUUUUUUCUCUCGAGUUAAAACAGCGCUUAUCUUCUACUGUUACAAUUUUAGUUCCAUUACUGGUAUGAGAUAUCAGUGGAGAGUAUUUUAUUGCCAAUAAAAGUUUGUCAAUGCAGUCCACAA
Molecule: messenger RNA, 1460 nt
Organism: Sardina pilchardus (European sardine)
Lineage: Eukaryota; Metazoa; Chordata; Actinopteri; Clupeiformes; Clupeidae
Exons: 8
Coding region: 100-1239 (379 amino acids)
Biological process (GO): cell adhesion
Cellular component (GO): plasma membrane
Molecular function (GO): integrin binding
Source: RefSeq, a predicted model, not a curated record